AUGGGGCAAAUAACAGUCGAGUUGUACCACAAGCACGCUCCGAAGACGUGCAGAAACUUCUUGGAACUCUCACGGAGAGGGUACUACAAUGGCACCAAGUUCCACCGAGUGAUUAAGGAUUUUAUGGCUCAAGGCGGUGAUCCCACAGGGACUGGACGAGGAGGCGAGUCUAUCUAUGGAGCCAAGUUUGAGGAUGAGAUAACGCGCGAGCUGAAGCACACGGGUGCGGGUGUGCUCUCCAUGGCCAAUGCCGGGCCCAAUACCAAUGGCAGCCAGUUUUUCCUCACCCUCGCCCCCACUCCCUGGCUCGAUGGCAAGCACACCAUAUUUGGCCGUGUGUCGCAUGGAAUGGACGUGCUGAAACGGCUGGGCAACGUGCAGGCCGACAGGACUGACAGACCCAUCCAUGAUGUGAAAAUUAUCAAGGCACGUAAUCGAGCAGCACCAGCUUCCAUGGCGCCAUCAGCGCGCUCCGUCGUCAGGGCUCGCUUGCUCCUGCCGUCCAACCCCUCCGCGAGUUACGCCGAGUACACCUGCCGCGUCGCAUUCCAGGCCCACUCGCGUCGCGAUGGCGUGUGCGACGCGUACAUUGCAUCUGGACGUCAGGUGUAUCACUGUCAGGUGCCGAUAGGUCAGGAGAAUCUGUUGCAGCAGGGCAAGGCGCAGGUGCUUCUGCCGCACCCUGUGGGGCUCCCAACCGGGACCAUGUUGCUCGUAUGCCGCUGCCAUCUCCUUCUCCCCCCUUCCUCCCCUCCCACGUCGCUUCUCUCCCCACACAUGGCAGUGACUCCUGAUUCCAUCUGCCACCUCUCCCCCUCCCCCUGCGGCAUCACUGAGCCGGGACCAUGCUGCACUGCCAUCUCUGUCACAGGGCCCUCCACAAUUCGGGUGGCCACCUCUCGUUUCUUCCCCCGAUCAGUGGACCUGCACGACCCAGCUUCCCCCUCCCCCGCUUCCCCCUUGCGCACAUUCCGCCUGCCCUUCCCCCCCGCUGCUGUGGUUGAAGGGGUUCGGCUGCUGGUAGUGUGCGAAGGCCCUCAGCUCAGCAUCUGGGACGAGCGGGCUGCUGAAAACGGUGGCUGCAUUCAGCGAAUCACCGUCUCUCCUGCUGCCGAGCCUCUCUACGCCCUAGCCUCGACAGCAGGCCCGGGACCAGGCUCGGUAACAGGCUUGGUGGCAGUGGGAGGGGCUGAGCGCACUGUAGCUGUGUACGACGUGCGGAAUUGGGCGGCAAGAGGCCGAUGGGUCGGCUGCGUUCGGCAGGACGUGAUGGGAAUAGCUUUCCCUGUGGCUGGUGAGGGCGCGUGCAAAGAGGAUGUGGGGUGUGCACACCGGGAGGAGGAGUUGGAUAUGGACAGAGGAGGAUUGGGAGAGAGAGGAGGGGGAGGCAGAGGGGCCAGGGAAGCCGAUGGAGAAGCAGAAGCAGCAGAAGCGGAAGCAGCAGAAGCGGAAGCAGCAGGGGAGGGGAGCAAAGGGGCAUCGCGAGUGCACCAGUCGUUCCGAGGAGACAGUGCCUGGUGUGGCAUUGCAAGGGACUUCAACUCCAAUCUGCUUGCCAGCUGGUGCAUGUCUGGAAGCUUCAUACUUGCCGACUGGACAUGCUGA
Messenger RNA from Closterium sp. Yama58-4, 1605 nucleotides. The record is from the annotation of a GenBank genome assembly. NCBI's taxonomy places the organism in Eukaryota, Viridiplantae, Streptophyta, Zygnematophyceae, Desmidiales, Closteriaceae.